This is a messenger RNA of Mercenaria mercenaria, 7578 nucleotides long. Its product is annotated as zinc finger protein 62-like. Gene Ontology annotation, biological process: regulation of transcription by RNA polymerase II; central nervous system development. The transcript is spliced from 3 exons. The coding region runs from base 262 to 3471 and encodes 1069 amino acids. Gene Ontology annotation, molecular function: RNA polymerase II cis-regulatory region sequence-specific DNA binding; DNA-binding transcription factor activity, RNA polymerase II-specific. The record is from RefSeq and is a predicted model, not a curated record. NCBI's taxonomy places the organism in Eukaryota, Metazoa, Mollusca, Bivalvia, Venerida, Veneridae. Gene Ontology annotation, cellular component: nucleus.
AGUUCUUUUGCACGUUUAAACAUGGUUUAACUAAAUCGAUCGUACAUGUAGUAGUAGUAGUAGUAGUAGUAGUAAUAGCAUAUUUAAUGGUUUCCCGUGAUAAAUAGUUCGUGACUUGUUUCCGAAAAUAUGUAAUAGCUUCUACUUAUAGAAAAGGAAGAGUUUAAUAUAUGAGGAUUAUUACUAGUUAACGCUUAAUUGGCAGAUAAUUUAGUUUAUUAUGGAUCUUAAUUUGAACGAUGAGUAAUUCGUAGUGUAACUAUGUCAGCUGCAUGCAAAAUCCAGCCAAAACCUUGGUGUGAUAUUUGCGGAAAGACAUUCAAAAAUGCCUACAAUUUAAAAGUACAUAAACGUGUUCAUACUGGAGAGCGACCCUACCAAUGCCAGCAAUGCGAACGUGCAUUUAUGUACAGGGCCAGUUACAGAGUUCACGUGGCUACACAUAAACAGGAUGUGGUUGAUGAUGAAAGCGUCAGCCAAGGCAAGCUUGACCGGAAGUCUGGAAGUCAAAUCUCAAGCAACAUUUUGAUGCAUGGGAACAACCGACACAAGAACACGCCCGUUAGCAAAGGAUCAGGCGUAUCGUGCCAUAUCUGCCACAGGACAUUUCUGCAGCAGCAAUCACUCAAAUGUCACAUGCGUAUCCACACAUUUCAAAAAACAUGGGCAAAUAGUCGUAAAAACACCGCCGAUAUUACCUGCAACGACACAUUUCAUCUGAAAAACUUGCAUGCACCAACCAUGUCAAAUAGAACAAUCGCUAGAGUAAACUAUAUUAAAUAUCCAAAACUCAAGACAGCCUUAACUGCUCGAGGUUCCGCUAAUGUUGAACACCUUGCUACAGAAAAAGAUGUUGUUGGUGAAAGAAAUGAAACAAAGCGAGCAGCGACAAAACCAAGAAAAAAUGUCAGGGGUGCAGUGAAGUACAUGAUGAAACCGGUCGAGUCAGAAAGACAUCAAACGAAAUUAAAAACUCACACCAGUCUUAACCGAAACACUGCUUACAACUGCCUUCAAAUAGGAAGUACUUCGAGAUAUUCGGAUAUGUGUGGCCAAAAAGGCCAUUCUCAGUCAAAGUACACGUGUGCGGCAUGUGAACUCUAUUUCGAAACAUCACUUGACUACAGAAAUCAUAUUAAAUCACACGACUGCAAACAAGAUGGGAGACGGAUAUAUGAAUGCAAGCACAAAUUUUACCAUUUGAAAUCGUUUCAAAAACAUCAACAGUUAGAUAACAAGUGUUACCCGUGCAAAACAUGCAACCGAUGUUUUAGUACAAGGGAGGACCAAAUGAAUCAUUCACAAAUUCACGUGCAAAAUCGACAAUACACAUGUCCGUACUGUGAUUUGAGUUUUAACGUUGACAGCAAUUGUCAUAGACACAUAAAGCAGGUGCACAAUGGUUCAGUACACAAUUUGCCAGACAACACAACGCCGAAGUACACUUUGCGUAAAUCACCUGCUGAAGCAGUUUCAUGUCCAUAUACAUGCACCCAGUGCAACGAUUCUUUCUCCGAAGAGUAUUUGCUCCAGAAGCACAUGAUGAAAGUUCACUGGAAAGAAGACAACAAGGUGAACAAAUUGAAACAAAUGGCUUGUAGACAGACAAAAGAAUAUAAUUAUAUAGACCUGACAGGAAGUGAUGCAAACGAAAGCACAGAAAUGGCUGUUAAAGGAAAUGAUAAACCUUUCGAAGGUGCUGUACAUGCUGAAAGGGAACGGGAAAAUAUUCAUUUCAGCAGGAAAGACAUCGUUGCAGAAACCAUCCCGAUUCAACCACAUUUGGACACAGUUCCUAAAUCUAAACGUGUGAAUCAAGUCAGUAGAAACCGUAAGAAUAAGAAGAAAGAACUAAAUGAGGCAAUAUUACGAGAAUAUUAUGUUUUUACUGACAUUCUGAAGUCAUGUUAUGUUGAUCCUGACACUAAUAGAGGGAUAUAUGUGUGUGAAGUUUGCUCGACUACUUACACAAAAAAACACAGCCUUGUAAUACAUAUAAAAAACAGGGCGUAUGACCAUCGUUUCUACCUAAGAAAAAGAGAUGAUACAGAACAACAGCAAUUGGAUUUAGUUCAGUCAACAAGAUCGAUUUUGCGUUUUGAAUGUGAUGUAUGUGGUAAAAUAUUCCAAACAAUAUCUAAUAUGUUUUCACAUAGACAGAAACAUACGACAAAACAGUUCAAAGAUGCUGGUGUUCGUGAAGAUGUUUAUAAAUCUCGGGAUGGCAAAACAAUCGUAACAGAUUUCGAAAUGAGACCUGAACAAGAAGUGUCAAGCAGCACAACCAAAGAACAGGGUGACAACCAAUCGAAUGAAAUGGGGGACGAUGAUGUUACAAUAUCUACGGAGAGUGCAGACAAUGAAGACUUCGAUAUUUCAGAUGGGGAACCUCUCUACACGGCAACGCCAUACAUUGCUGAGAAGAAUAACAAUGUCGAGUUAGUACAAGAUAUAAAUACCUCAUAUGAAGCUGAAAAUACACAAGCUGUUGACGACGAAAUACCAAAUGUACGUAGAUCUAUCAAAGGAGAAUGUACUGUACAUUUUUAUGAACAAAAUACAGAACAGACAAUAACAGCAACGGCGACAGAUAUAGCUAAACUAGUGGAGACGGCCUAUGGAAACAACAGGGCAGAACAAAGUCAUGCUGACGAAGAACUAUAUACGCCUGGCAUAACUGAACAAAGUAGUUCGAUAGACGGAAUCAAGAGUCAAUGUCAAACUCAUACAAGUGUAAAUAUAAAUACAACUGAUAUAACUCAUCAACUUGAAACGACAGGAAGAGUUAAUAGUCAAUGUCAAAAAUAUACAGUUGAAAAUACAACUACUACUUUUGUAACUGGACAAACGAAGACUUUUGAAGGAAUCAAGAAACAGAGUCAAACCCACACAAAUGUCUAUAUAAAUACAACUGGUACAACCGAACAUAUGGAGACAACAGAAGAAAUUAACAGUCAAAAUCAAAUACAUGCAGACGAAAAUCUAAACACUUUAUCUAACAAAGAAUUAACCAAUUCAAGCACACAGACAAAUACAAUCGCAUUUCAAAAUAUGAAUGUACAAGACCAAGUUUGUCAAGCAGAAUUAAUGACCAAUCCUGAACAAUGUACAAACACUGUUACUACAUUGACUGGUUUCAGAUCGCCCUUUUCAACCGAGAGAGGUGAUAGAGUAUGCACAGAAUGCAGACUAGCCAUCCCGGAUGGGCAGACAAGUCUGCGAUGUAGCCUAUGUGAUCAGGUAUUUUGUGUAAACUGUUCAGGUCUACCGAGAGAUGUAUACGCUACGUUAUAUAGUAACGGAAACGAAUGUUUAGCAGGUAUAUGUUGGACAUGUAAUGUCUGCAAAGGUCUGGUUCCAAAGUUUACAGGGCUUCUUCAACAGCUGGGAGAUUUUGAUCAGAUCAUUAACAACCGCUUAACAGACAUAGAGCAAAGGCUGCCUACAAUGAGACCGAAUAUGAAACACUGAGUUAUGUUACUUGAGUAGAAUGCAUUUAUAAGAAAAAUAUGUGUGUAUAACUAAUCCAUGACGUGUAAUGUGGCUUUGAAGCUGACUACAUUUUGAUUUAUUUGACAAAUGAAUUGAUAAUAAUUUUUCAUAUGUUGAUGUCCUUUCUAACUUAGAAUGAAAAUGGAAGUUUUGCCGAAAUAUCAUAUUUAACGAUAAAGUGUAAAAAAUAUAUAUAUGCAUAGACAAACUUAAUUGUUAUUUAAAUAUCUUUUGUGCUAAACUAUUCAUACUUCUUGUAUAUGUUAAUACAACAGAAGUUAUAUCGUGACCUGUUUAGUAAAAUGGCCUUUUAGAUAAAGUAUAAUUUUGUUGGCUUGUAACAUAUAUAUAGCGAAACAGUAUUUUGAAAAGUGAAAACAAUAAUUGUAUGGUUAACCAAAUGCAGUUCUACUACAUAGGAUUUAUAUUAGAUGGUGUAUUACAUGGGAAAAGUUGUAUUAGUGACAUGAUAUUAUUGUUGCAGAAUAAAAUAUUUUUUCAAAAUACUGGAUAGUCACUGGUUUUUACGGUGGUAUGUUUAGGACAUGCAUUAUUUUAAAUUAUCUCGUGUGUUAUGUUAUCUCAAGAGCACGACAUCUUAUCUCGAGCGCACGACAUCUUAUUUCGUGCGCUCGACAUUAUUCUCACCUCGUGCGCUUGUCGUCAUAUGUCGUGCUAUGUUGUCGUGCUGUCGAGAUGAAAUAUGCGUACGAGAAAAUUUAAUUUAAAUAAACUGCUUGUCUUAAAUAUACCAACGUAGAAACUAUAAUGCUGUAAUAAAGUAAUGCAAAAGUAGGCAAAUAAUGUGUUUAAUGACAACCUACAUUGCAAAAACAUAUAUACAAUUAUAUACAUAUAUAUAUACAAGUGGUUCCUAGCCAAAAGACCCUUGACUAAACCAAAAAUACACGGUAAUGUCAUAUUUCAAGUUAAGUAUUUUCAGAUUUUAAAUGUGAAAGAAUUUUCUUUUUGAAUAUUUUUUUUUAUUUGCCUUUGAUAUUUUGUCACUAAUCCACUAAGGUUUUAUCUUUGAACGGCCCAUAUAUAUUUAGAGCCAGUUUUCAUAAUUAUAUACCUUUUAGAAAUUUUAAAUAAAAAUCAAUAAGUGAGCCGCGCCAUGGGAAAACCAACAUAGUGGGUUUGCGACCAGCAUGGAUCUAGAAGAUCCUGCGCAUCCGCGCAGUCUGGUCAGGAUCCAUGCUGUUCGCUAACAGUUUCUCCAAAUCCAAUAGGUUUUGAAAGCGAACAGCAUAGAUCCUGACCAGACUGCGUGGAUGUUGGUUUUCUCAUGGCGCGGCUCAGUGAGUUUGCAGGCAAGACAAGCAUAUAUUUGAAGCAAAAAAGACAAGAAAAUACAGUCUAUUCGAUCAGUUAACAGUUUUAUUCUUUUGACAUUUAAAGAUUUAAAAACGAAGAUAUUUUUACAACUGAGCGGCAAUGUAUCUAUAGACGGUAUCCUUUUAUGGCAUCCCAGAUAAACAUCAAAAAGUAAUAGAACACAUGUCGACGGUGUCGAUCGAAAUUCCCGAAAAAUAAAAAGGUGGUUUUCAGGAGAGGCAAAAAACUUAUUUUUAUUGUUUCACGCCUUUUCCAAAUCAAACAUAAAAUACCGAAUAAUGAAUUUUUUUUUCAGAUCAAUUCCUGAAAAAAGUAAACAACACAUAACAUCCAUACUCACAAUGCUGAUUGGUAUUUGGAUGUGCUACAUGCUUGACUAUUGAAAAGACACUUGUAACUUACGAACAUGUUGGAAUUCACUUUUCGGCUUUCUUUCCAAUCGGCGAAUUUAUUCGGCAUUUUCUGUCCAUCUCAUUAUUCGGUAUUUUAUUUUUUUCAUGUUUCACUCCUUUCCCAUGGGCUAAUUGAGCCCAGAUUUGGAGAGAAUGUGCGCGGGAAAGUGCUAAAAAUUAUUCGGCAAUGAAGGAAAUAGGCAUUUUCGUUAUUCGGGAUUUUCGAUCGACACCCGUCACCGUCGAUAUACAUGUACCAGCAGCAACUUACCUGUUAACUGGUCAAAAAUGAUCUUUGUGUUUAUUAACAAUUUGUCGUGGUGAAAGCGGACGCACCUACAUGUAUGAUGUAAGACUGACAGCAUCAAACAGAACUAAUGUACCGAAUUUACAUGAUAUUAUCGUUGUAAAAUUGCAUUUCUUGAUCUUUUAAAGAUUACAUUGUGUUAUUAAGUAUUCAUUCUCAAGUUACUAGUAUAUCAAACAUACGCCCGACUGUAUCAUUUGAGGCAUGCUUUCGGGACACGUAGAAUAUUCGUUCCCAUUCAUCCUACACCAAAGUCAUCGAUCUGCUCUUGCAGUCAGUAUGGGUCAUUUCGUUUGAUCAAGAACAACAUUCUCGCCGGUUUAUUUAUAAAUAUUUAUAAACGAACGCUUUGGCGUACGCCGGCCACUUGAGUUGUAAAUAAAAAAGAAAUUCCAAUUUGUUAUGAUUUUCUGUUGUGGCAUGGUCCAAAAAGGUAAUCGUUGCGGAAUAUUUCUUACAUUCACUGGUAUUAACCCCAAAUUACCGAAUGUUUACCCGAUUUUAUAUCGCGAACGAACAGGAUUUGCCGCCUUGUCUAUCUCGCAAGGCCGGUGUAACAUUAAAUUUUGACCCCGUUGAAAAUUGACCCCAUGGGUCAUUUUUCAACGUUGAGAAUUGACCCUGCCAACAUUUCAACAUUAAAUUUUGAUAAAAAAAUUCGUUGAGACCUGAUCAGUCGUUAAAUUUUGAUCAGAAAUGGGGUCAUUUUUUAACGGUUAGCUAAACUUAAAUAAAACGUCGGAGAUCAUCUGUUUGUAGUAGAGAAACACACUGGAAAGAACCAGAAGUUUUCGCAGGCUUGCUGGGUAGCUUUUUUUAAAAUAUUUUCACAAGGCCGAGCCCGGGCUCAAACUGACAAUUUUGCCGAGGUAGGCGAUUUUCGACAGGUGGGUGGGUGUAGUCACAUCGAGACUUCCACACAGGGAGCACCUUUUCCUAUCAUAACAAGAUAUUUAUAAGUGAUAUUUCUGUAACAUACAGAGAUUAAUUCUUUAACGUUGAAAAUGUUUGUCUUUAUGCGUCCUAAUGCCAGGUUCGAAAUAGUUUAUCUCAUGAUUAGGAUGUUUAACUUUACAAAUAUGUAUAAUCUACGGUUUUAAUUCUUUUAUAGAAUGUACAGAUAUGGUCUUUAGAUAUAGUCUCUUAUAAUUCUGUUCAGAAUGACCACAUGCAUUUAUAGUUAUCUAUUUCACACUUUAUUUGUCACGAAAAAAAUGUUUUAUCAGACGAAUUUCUUCCGCCUUGCAAACAAAGUAAACAGAGGGUCAUCUCAUUCACACGACAAUUACUUAAAUAAAGUAUUCACAGUCCUCAUAAAAACCCUACAUAUGUGAUACUAAGUUGCAAGAAUCAGUCACUGAUGCCUAGUCACUGUCUUAACAAAUAACAUAAAAUCGAAAACAAAUAUAUGUGUAAUAAGGGUAUUAAAUUUUUCUCGUUUAUGGUAGAAUGCGCCACCCAACAUUUUUAACGGACUGUUUUAAAAUUUUAACAGAUAUUUCCAAGGGUGUUUUUAUUCUUAAUAUCUCUGCUGUAUAUCUUCAGAAAAAGUGUAUCUAUUUAUGUCCCUGAUAUUUUCCAACAAGACCACUAACGUCAUCUGUUCAAGACUGCGCAAAAUGACAUGCCUGACUUCGAAUCACUUGCCAUACACCGAUGUAGGUUCGAGCCUCACUCAGAGCGUUGAAUUAUUAAUGUUAGCAAGCUUUUACAUCUUUAUCCUAGAUCUAGACUGCAUGUGGGACCUUACUUCAAAGCCCGGGUGUCAGUUUUUAGAAUAAGUCUGCGUAUUGGUGGUGGUAUAAUUGAUUUGUUUUUGUAAUGUUAUAAGUGUGACUUUCCGAUCAAAUUUGUCUAAAGCUCCAAAUUUUGAACACGUUAUUAAAAUGUUAGAUAGAUGUUACAAAAAUGUCUUAUAUAACGCUUCGUUCGAUAAAUGCAAUGUAGCUAUAUGUAAUUUAACAGAAAUUAAUUUUGUUUGACAACAGUGUUUACUCUAUGUUUUUAAAAUGUUGCCGUUUUUUAGUACUAAAGAUGUUUUCUGUUCUG